AUGACAAUGCUGGCUGUGCUCGGUUUACUACUGAUGCUCAGACUGAGCCGAUGUACAGAUGAGGAGAAGAUUGAGAUAAAGACGGUCCGUGUUGGAGAUGAGGUCAAACUGACGUGUCCUCGCAAGACCUCUGCUUCAGGUUCAGCAAAGUUGUUCUGGUUCAAGCAGGUUUCUGGAGAAUUGCCUGAAAUUUUGGGUGGAACUCUCAGCUUUGAUUUUGAUGAUGUUACCAAAACUCCUCACACCACCUUAAAACAAGAGCCUGGAACAUUUGUCCUGAUUAUCAAUCAAACCCAGCUCAGUGACACUGGACUUUACUUUUGUGUAAGACAAGAGGAACUUAAAGUGACCCUUUUAAAAGGAGUAUUUCUGAGAACUAAAGGACCAGAGUCUGAUAUCACCACCAUCAUUCAAGACCUUUCAGCUGAUCCGGACCAUCCAGACUUGAUGACUCUGCAGUGUUCAGUCUUCUCUGACUCUGAAACUAAAACCUGUCCAGGGAAUCACAAUGUGUUCUGGUUCAGAUCUGGAUCAGAUGAAGCUCAUCCCAGUGUCAUUUACACUCAUGGAAACAGACGUGAUGAGUGUGAGGAGAGUCCUGAGACUCAGUCUCCACAGAAAUGUGUCUACAGCUUUUCUAAGACUAUCAGCUCUUCAGUUGCCGGGACUUAUAACUGUGCUGUGGCCACAUGUGGACAGAUGUUAUUUGGACAUGGAACAGAGAUCAACAUGGACGAGCAUGAACGGAGUUCAGAGUUUUUUGCAUUGGUGACAGCAGUAGUCUGUGUGGUGAUUUUUGUGAUUGGAAGUUUUGUCUUCAUCUGCUGCCGAACUCCAAGAGACAAAAAUGAACAAAGCAAAGCUGCUGUUGCUCUGCAAGAUGGCCAGAGAAGUCAACAGGAAGAAGAGGAAACUUGGCAGUACUCUACUGUUGUCUUCACCAUGAGGCAAUCUGACUUUGGACCAGGAUCUGAUAUCACCACCAUCAUUCAAGACCUUUCAGCUGAUCCGGACCAUCCAGACUUGAUGACUCUGCAGUGUUCAGUCUUCUCUGACUCUGAAACUAAAACCUGUCCAGGCAAUCACAGUGUGUUCUGGUUCAGGUCUGGAUCAGAUGAAGCUCAUCCCAGUGUCAUUUACACUCAUGGAAACAGAUGUGAUGAGUGUGAGGAGAGUCCUGAGACUCAGUCUCCACAGAAAUGUGUCUACAGCUUUUCUAAGACCGUCAGCUCUUCUGAUGUCGGGACUUAUUACUGUGCUGUGGCCACAUGUGGACAGAUGUUAUUUGGACAUGGAACAGAGAUCAACAUUGAAGGUUCUAGAGGGCAUCCCAGGACAGAGCUGGCCUUCUUUAUAAGUUUGUCCAGCCUCUUCCUGUCAGCUUCUGUGAUGCUGCUCCCCCAGCAGACCACACCGUAG
Molecule: messenger RNA, 1419 nt
Organism: Cheilinus undulatus (humphead wrasse)
Lineage: Eukaryota; Metazoa; Chordata; Actinopteri; Labriformes; Labridae
Exons: 8
Coding region: 1-1419 (472 amino acids)
Biological process (GO): response to bacterium
Source: RefSeq, a predicted model, not a curated record